This is a messenger RNA of Plasmodium berghei ANKA, 3093 nucleotides long. RefSeq names its product WD repeat-containing protein, putative. NCBI's taxonomy places the organism in Eukaryota, Apicomplexa, Aconoidasida, Haemosporida, Plasmodiidae. The transcript has a single exon. The record is from RefSeq and is a predicted model, not a curated record. The coding region runs from base 1 to 3093 and encodes 1030 amino acids. Gene Ontology annotation, molecular function: protein binding.
AUGAUCAAUAGUAAAUAUGAAAAUUUGAAAAAAUAUGAUUUGAAUUUACUUAAAAAUGAAAUAUUUAAAAAAGAAAAAAAUGAUUUAAAGAACAUUUUAUUUUUCCCAUCUUUAUAUUGGUAUAAUGGAAAUUUUUCUCCACCUAUUCCUUUAAUAAAAUAUGACGAAAAUAGUUAUAGUUUUAAUGUGAACGAUUAUAUAAUAUGCUCAAUCCAUAAACAUAGUGUAAUUAUAAGGAAAAUAUUCAAAAAUGAAAUAGUAAAAGUAAGUAUGUUUAAUGAUGAAAAAGUUUUAUCAUGUUUGUUUUAUAUUAAUAUAAGUUAUAUAUUAAAGUUGGUAAAUGUUUGCACACGUUUUUUUUCAAUAUAUUCUUUGUUAAAUGAGAGAAAAAAACCAAAAUGUGAUGAAAAAUGUGAAUCUAAGGAGGAAGGUAUAGAAAGGAAAAUCAAAAACAUGAAAAUAUUUAAAGAGGAUGAAAAUAUGACAUAUCUAUUAUAUUUAUAUAAUGAGAAAAAUGAAAUACAUUUAUUUGAUGUGGACAAAAAAUACUCAAUUUUAAAAAUACGAGAAAAUAAAAAAAUUAAUUGUUUUAAUUUUAAUUAUAUAUAUAUAAAUAAAAAAAAUAGUUUAUAUAACAAAAUGGUAAAUGAUGUAUAUGAAAACAACAUUAAAACAAUUGACAUAGAUUCUGUAGACGAAAAAUUAGUUAUGAAAAAUAAAUAUUGUUUUGAAUUAGCACAGGAAAAAUGUACGCACUAUUUAACACAUAAAAAUAGUGUCUGUAAUUGUGAUUAUAAUAAUAAUAACAAUGGAUUGAAUUUUUUUAAAAAACUUUUUUAUGUAUUAAUAUAUGGUGAUAAUGAAGGAAAUAUUUAUUUUUUUUUACCUGAAAAAAAAAUUAAACUAAAAAAAAAAAUAAGAAAGGAAAAUAUGGAUAUUAAUUUUCUUGAAACAAAUGUAAAAGAAUAUUUCAAUGUAAAAAAUAAAUAUGACUUAUUUAAUUUGAUUAAGAACAAUUAUUAUAUUUUUAUUGGAUAUAAAGAUUGUAUUUAUAUACUUAAUUUUUAUAUUUAUGAAAUAUAUUUUAUUAUUGAUUUAAUAAAAGAAGAUAAAAUAUAUUCAUUUAGCUCAAAAUUUAAUGAAAAAUUUGAAAAUUACAUAUCCUUUUCUACAAAAAAAUACGUUAAAAUUUUUAAUGUUAAUAAGAAAGAGGAAUUAGAUAAUGUAAUCAUAAACCCUGGUGAUAUCAAAUCAGCCAAAAAUGUUGAUGUGCAUGUAAAAAAUAACAAUAUUCUUGAUAUAGACAAUGUGGAAAUUAAUAAAUUGGAAUGUGAUAACCCAUUGAAUAUUCUCAAAACAGAAGAAAAAGACAAAAAAAAAAAAAUAGGAUCAAAUAUAAAUAAAGAAGAGAAGGAAUUAAAAUAUCAUAUUUGUAUAUCUUUUGAUUCAAAAAAUAAUUUAUAUAUAUCAAAUGAUAUAGGAAUUAUAUAUGCAUAUAAUUUAAAAGAAAAAAAAGUUGUGAACUCACUGAACAUUUUUUGUAAACGUAUUUUUUAUUUAUUUCAAUUUAUAUUAAAUAGUAGAGAAUAUAUAUAUAUAUAUGAUUCUGAAAAGUUUUACUUUUUAUAUGAUACAGAUGAUAAUAAAAUAAUCUAUAAAAAAUUUACUAUAAGUGCUUGGAUAUAUAAUAUUUUAUGUUUUAAUAAUAAUAUAUUUUUUUCUCUAGGGAAUGAAAAUAUAUAUAAUUUACAAACAACAAAUUAUGAAGAUAUAUUUAUAAAAAAUAUUUAUUAUGACAAUAUAAAUAUUUGCACAUAUCUAAUUAAUCACCCUUUCUUGCCUAUUAUAUCAUUUAUUAACAAAAAAUCACAAUUUGGAUUUUUCUUUUUUCAUAAUGAUGAAAAAAAAAAAAAAAAAACAUGUAUUCCUUCUAUAAAUGAAAAUAAAAAUGUUUUAUCUAUAUGUUGGUUUCAAAAGAAAAAACAGGUUUUAUCAUUACCAAUGAUAGUAGAGGAUAAUAAAUUAACCAAUAAUUUGAUUUUUGAUAAAAAUAAACAACUUGAAACUAAUGAAGGAUAUAUUAGCAGUUAUUUACCACUUUAUGAUGAUAAUACUGUACAUAAAAUGUGCAACAAUUCAAUAACAGAUUCUAUAAAAAUUUCAGAAGAAAUAAUACAAGGGUCAAAAAAGAAACGAAAAAAAAAAAACAAUCCCGAAGUUAAUAACUAUGAUAAUUAUGAUAAUCAUAUUGUUGUGUUAACUUAUCAAUCAUUAUAUUUAUAUAAUAUACUAAAUAAACAAAUAAAACAAUUAAAUAACAAUUUGUUAAAUAAUUUAUUUGCUUUAAAAGAAAGAAAAAAGUAUAUUGCAUCAACUAUACUAAAUAGUAUGUGCUAUGUUUUUAUUUUGUGUGAUAAAAAAUUACUUGUAUUUGAUGAAAAUUUUAUUUUUACAAGUUAUAUAAUAAAAAUAAAUGAAAAAAUUAAUAAAAUGUAUAUAAGGAAUAAUAUUAUAUUUAUACAUUCAAAUAACAAUGUCUAUUUUUCAUAUGUACAUGUAAUAAUUAAUAAAUGCUCCAUAAAAUCCAAUAAAACGAGCAAUACUCCAAAUUUUACAAAUUGUGAUAAUAAUAAAGAUAUAUUAGAAAAUCGAGAAUUAUAUUUUAUCAAAUUAAAAUUAAUAAAUAGUUUUAAAAUUAUUCUUUUUGAUUUUUAUAAUAUAGGGGACUAUAUUUAUGUUGCCAUUUUUUCAAAGAAAAAGACGAUUUUCGUAUACAAAAUAUAUAUAAGGAAUAUUUAUAUGAAUAACAACAUACACGAAAACAAUAUUAAUAAUAGACAUAGUGAAAUAAUAUGCAAAGAAAAUGACAUUAUAUUAGAACAAAAUUCUCAAAUCGAAGGCGAAUUAAUUGCUCAAUUUUUUAACUUUUAUAUUUUUGAUCAUAUAAAUAAAAUUGGAAGUAUUAUAUCCAUGAAAUUUUUUUAUAAUUCUAUAAAAAAAAAAAUAUAUCUUGUUUUUGGAGGCCUAGAGCAGUUUCUUUUUUUGUGGAAUUUUUUGAAGUAUCCUCUUGUUAGGAAACAACCAAAGGAUUAG